This is a messenger RNA of Camellia sinensis, 1966 nucleotides long. RefSeq lists its product as uncharacterized. The record is from RefSeq and is a predicted model, not a curated record. NCBI's taxonomy places the organism in Eukaryota, Viridiplantae, Streptophyta, Magnoliopsida, Ericales, Theaceae.
AGAAGCAAAAGUCGGACAAAAAUGGGAUGAAAAGCAACGGAGUCAGAGAUCCAAACACAGCCCAUCAUGUGUUCCACGGCUCUCAAUACACCUCCUCCCACCUAAUCAAUUUCAAAUUUUAAAAUGUCAUCCCAACUUUCGGACCGUUAAGAUUGACAUCGAGUCUCUAUCGAUCUCUGUAAUGUAACUAUCUCUCUUGCUCCGUGAAAUACCAAAAGUAGAAAACAAUCAAGUCACAGACUUUGCCCCCCUACUCUCUCUCUCUCUCUAAACCUCCUUAGUCGAGCUGAAAGCUCCCUAGUCUUCUUCACUGCUUAUCUUGAUACCCAUAUCAAUUUUUGUGAACUGAACUGAGUCAAAAAUGAAGGGAAUGAAGGGAAAGUUACUAAAGAAAUUGAAGUCCAUUAAGCCAAUUGGGUAUUUGAAGACAGACCGAGUUCUUCACCUCAAUGCAUCAGAUGGGUUCGUCGAUUAUUUGCCGAUUAAAUCAAAUCCCAAAGUCCAUACCCAGAUGGUUUGCGAAGAAGAAGACAAAGAGAACAUCAAUCAGAGCACUGUAACAGUUCAAGAGCCAGAGAUUAUCGAUGUUUCAGAGCUCAUGAGAGACCUCACAGAUGAUGAAGUGGACUUGGAAAACGAUAUCGACAACAAAGAAAACAUUAGGCCAAAAACAGAGUCUGAAAACCCAGUUGCUCCGAUAGAGAUUUCGAGUUCAUUGAAGCCACAAAAUCGAAAUUCAGAACCCCAUGAAUUGCCAGAAUCAAGAAAUUGUAAUUCCAUACAAACCCCUUUGUCGGAAAUUGAUGUCAACAAUUUCCGGCGGCCGGAAUUGAACUCUGGCAGCCUCUUCGACCCGAACCUCCUCGCGGCAUUUGAGCAGGUAGUAAUGAUAAUAAAGGCGGAAGAAGCAGAGAGAAGAGCCAGAAUUGAAGAAAUGAAUCGCGAAAACACCCAAGAAGAACCGCCAUUGAAAGCCCGAAAAAUCGAAGAAAACAGAGAUCCCCUGUUUGAAAUAGAAGAAAACAGGAAUCCGCUGUCUGAUUUCGAAGAAAAGUGUCCUCCGGGAGGUUCAGAAUCGGUAAUUUUCUACACCACAGGCCUCAGAGGGAUUCGAAAGACAUUCGAGGACUGUAAUAGCAUCCGAUUCCUACUUGAGAGCUUUCGGGUUCUCUUCUUCGAAAGAGAUGUGUCGAUGCACUCCGAAUUCAGAGAAGAGCUAUGGAGGAUAAUGGGAGAGAAAGUAGUCCCUCCGAGACUAUUUAUCAAAGGGAGGUACAUUGGUGGAGCUGAGAAAGUACUGACCAUGCACGAGCAAGGGAAGCUCCGGCCGCUCUUCGAGGGCCUUCCGAUGGACCGAUCAGAAGGCCCGUGUGAAGGGUGUGUCGGGUUUCGGUUCGUAGUGUGUUUUAGAUGCAAUGGAAGUCAUAAGGUGUUUUCCGGCGACGACGAUGGUGGGUCGCCGGAAAAUUGCUUGGAGUGUAAUGAGAAUGGGCUGAUUAUAUGCCCAAUUUGUUGCUAAAUUUGAUCAUUUUUUAUUGCAUUUUUUUUCUUCUUCUUUAUAUCGUUGAUUGCUGUCUACUGUUAUGGAUAUUCUUUUCAAUUAUUUGGUGAUGGUUGUGAUAGAAAUUGAAGUUUCUAUGACUUGGGUUGGAGUGUAAUAAGAAGACCGUUGAAGUUAAUUGAAAUUGAAGAAUAGAGAGGACUUGGAUUGGAGAAAUAUGAUGCAUUUUGAAGUGAUAAGUUUGGUUCUAUUUGGUAAGUUUUGGAGCAACGAAAGGUUUAUAAAAGGUGAAUUGAGUUUUGUUUUCUGUCUUCAUACAACAUUCGACAUCUUUAUUUUAGUGUAAACCUUGAAUUUUCUUAUCGACUGGCCAUGUUUGGCAAGUAGCUUUCAGUUGGUUUCUUAUCUUAGGCCCUGUUUGCCUUUCUAUUCUAUAAAUGACAAGGAAAACAAAAUGUCAAAAUA